UCUGCUCUGCUCUCUGUGAGGCUGUCAGGGAGGGAGAGUGUGUCUUGCAUGUCUCCAGUGGGAACCUUUUUCUCUUUUUUUCAUACUUACACCACUCUUUCAAAGUGUUAGACUGUUUAGUGAGAGAGGAGAGAGAGAGAGAAAGAGAGAAAGACCCCCAUGUUGCUGUGAUUUGACUAAACAAACAGCCAUUCUGAGAGCGGUACCUCCUCCCAACGGACUCCUGGGACAGCAGAGAGAAACCUCAGAACAUCUGAGAGAACCGGACAUUUGAAGCAGCGGACCCUGGAGGGACUACAGCUGGAGAACUCUUCUCUCAGGCUUUUUUUUUUCCUUUUUUUGGGAGGGGGGUCAGAGAGGGAAGACUCAACUGUGUCUGCAGGAGCGCUCUGAAGAAUAGUGGGGUCACGAGGCAGCCACAAUGAGGAGGCUGAUAGCGUCUGUGCUCCACCUGAUGGUCGCUUUAACGGCUUUGGUGCAUUUCUGCCCAGAAGUGCGCAGCCUGGAGAUCACCCCUGAUGACAAAGAGUUUGUCCUGGCUCAAGGCUCAUCUCUCACCCUAAUCUGCUCCGGCUCCAGCCACGCAAAGUGGGCGCUUAAGAGGGACGAUUCAACUUACUACCUAAACCAGCUAGAUGAGAACAUGAAAUCAAGAUACAAAAUCUUUGAACUCGAUACUACGUCAGUUGCUCUGAACCUAACAAGUGUGAGUUGGGUGCAUACUGGCGUGUAUCAGUGCGUCGAUGAUAUUUCUGACGAGAUAAAGGAAGUGGCAGUGUUUGUCCCAGAUCCUGAAGUUUGGUUUGUAAAGAGCGCCCACGGCAUGGUGACGAAGACCAGUGAAGAAAGCAUCGUCCCUUGUGUGGCCACCAACCCAAACAUCACUGUCAUCCUGUAUGAGUGGGACACCAACAGGCCCAUCAAAGGGCAUUAUGUACCAAGUGAGGGGUACAGGGCGCAGCUGGAGGACAGAGCAUAUGUGUGCCAUGGAGAGCUGAAUGGGGAGGUCAAAGAGUCUCAGGAGUUUAACGUCAUCAGUAUUAUAGUGGCCGAAGACAUCAACCCUUACAUCAACAGUUCAAAGACGGUCCUGAAGCAGGGCGAGCCGCUGACUAUAAACUGCACGGUGCACGGAGUGGAGCUGGUGGAUUUUUCUUGGGAUAUUCCACACACUGCGGUUGUUAAGGUUAAACCACAAACGUAUUUCUCCCCGAAGAUGCACUCCUGCCUGACCUUCCCUCGCACUACAGUGGAGAACAGCGGAAACUACGUGUGCCACGUCCAAGAAAUGGUAGCGGGCGUCAAAGCUUCUUCAAGCGUCAACAUCAACGUGCUUGAACACGGUUUUGUGGAGGUGAAACCUGCUCAGUGGCAAAACAUUUCAGCCAAGCUUCAGGAGAACGUGGAGCUGAGAGUGGACAUUGAGGCCUACCCUCCCCCUCAGGUUCGCUGGACCAAAGACGGGACCACCAUCAGGGGAGACAAAGCUAUCACAAUCAGACAGGAUCAUGAAAUAAGGUAUGUGACCGUUCUCACACUGGUGAGGGUGAGGACUGAGCAUAACGGCGUCUACACGGUCAUCAUUUCCAAUGGAGACGACAGAAAGGAAAUUAUUUUUGACCUGGAAGUCCAAGUUCCUGCUCAGAUUAAAGACCUGACCGACCACCAUUUCCCAGGGAUGAGAGACGUGGUGACCUGCGUCGCUGAAGGGUUUCCAGCUCCGAUCAUACAAUGGUACAGCUGUGACGGCAUGCUCAAGUGUAGCAACAGGACAGCAGCAUGGCAGCCGCUGAAGCCACAACCGGAGGUGGUGAGCAUCCAAACCAAUGUCAACAACAGCCGGGCGCGUAAAGUCAGCGUGGUGAGGAGCCAGGUGAUCUUCCAUAAUCCUCAGCAGAUCACAGUUCGCUGCGAGGCCUCCAACCAGCCCGGGGACGUCAGCACGAGGGACGUCAAACUUGUGUCCAGCACGUGGUUCUCCAAGGUGGCAGUGCUGGCUGCUGUUCUGGCCUUAGUGGUCAUUUUUAUUUUGUCGAUAAUCAUCCUCAUCGCUGUAUGGAGGAAGAAACCUCGCUAUGAAAUCAGAUGGAAGGUGAUAGAGUCUGUGAGCCAGGAUGGACAUGAGUACAUUUAUGUGGACCCCAUCCAUCUGCCCUAUGACCUUGCCUGGGAGAUGCCCAGAGAAAACCUGGUGCUGGGUUGCACGCUUGGAUCAGGAGCAUUUGGCAGGGUGGUCGAGGCAACUGCGUACGGUCUCACGCAAUCCCACUCCAGCACAAAGGUGGCAGUGAAAAUGCUGAAAUCCACAGCCAGGAGGAGUGAGACUCAGGCCCUGAUGUCCGAGCUGAAGAUCAUGAGUCACCUGGGACCUCACCUCAACAUUGUUAACCUGCUCGGAGCCUGCACCAAACAUGGCCCUCUCUACCUGGUUACUGAGUACUGUCGCUAUGGUGACCUAGUGGACUACCUGCAUAGGAACAAGCACACCUUCCUGCAGUACUACGCUGAGAAGAACCAGGACAGCGGAUGCAUCAUCUCCAGAGGAAGUACCCCUCUCAGCCAGAGAAAAGGGUAUGUGUCCUUCGGAAGUGAGAGCGAUGGAGGAUACAUGGACAUGAGCAAAGAUGAGCCCUCCUUCUACGUGCCUAUGCAGGAGCAGCUGGACACAAUUAAAUAUGCAGACAUCCAGCCGUCCCCGUAUGAAUCCCCCUACCAGCAGGACCUCUACCAGGAACAAGGUGGGGGCAGACUGGAUCUGGUGAUCGGCGAUUCUCCCACCCUCACCUACGACGAUCUCCUAGGCUUCAGUUACCAGGUUGCAAAGGGAAUGGACUUCCUGGCCUCAAAGAAUUGUGUCCAUCGUGACCUGGCAGCCAGGAACGUAUUGAUCUGUGAGGGCAAGCUGGUGAAGAUCUGUGACUUUGGCCUGGCCAGGGACAUCAUGCAUGAUUCCAACUACAUCUCCAAAGGCAGCACAUUCCUGCCCCUGAAGUGGAUGGCACCGGAAAGCAUUUUCCACAAUUUGUACACCACCCUGAGCGACGUUUGGUCAUAUGGCAUUCUUCUUUGGGAAAUUUUCACUCUGGGAGGAACUCCUUACCCUGAUUUGCCCAUGAAUGAAAUCUUCUACAGUGCUUUGAAGAGAGGCUACAGGAUGGCCAAGCCUGCUCACGCCUCUGACGAAGUGUAUGAGAUCAUGAAGAAGUGCUGGGAUGAGAAAUUUGAGAAGAGGCCCGAGUUUUCCCUCCUGGUGCACAAUGUGGGAAACAUGCUGAUGGACAGCUAUAAAAAGAGAUACAACCAAGUGAAUGAAAACUUCCUCAAGAGCGAUCACCCUGCCGUGGCUCGCACCAAACCUCGGCUCUCCUCUCCAUUUCCAAUUGCCAACCCAGCCUUCGGCUCUCCCUCUCCAAUCACUCAGUCCUUCCCGGGCCGCCACAGCCAGAGCCCGAGGCCUGGAGACGGCGGGCGAGAGGCAGACACACAGGAAGUCAUCCCUUCAUACAACGAGUACAUCAUUCCUCUCCCAGACCUAAAGCCUGACGACGUUUUCACUGAAGUGCCGUCGGAAAGCCCUGCGAGCUCUCUGGCUGUGGAGGAGAAUGCUGACUCCACAUCUCGGGACACGGCGGAAACUCUUCCGGAGGAAGACCGGGUGGAGAACACGAGUGAGAGGGACGCACUGCUGGGCUCCAUGGGGACGCCUGAGGUAGAAGACAGUUUCCUGUAGCCCUGUGUGGGAAGGCCGAGGAAACCGAACCCCUUUCUGUAGACUCAGAAGAAACCCGACUAAAACUGAAAUGUAGCAAAAACUGAGACUGAGAAACAUUCUCUGUAGUUUCACUGAGCUCUCAAAAACUGCUUCCUCCUUUGAGAGUUUUUGUUUUCUAUCUAAAGUUACAAAUAUGGUACAAUGUUUCUCACUCUUCUGGGAGCUUGCCAGGAGAAGAAUAAGGUCACAUUCCUACACAAUCAGUUUAACCAAAGUAGUGUUGAUGUUUACUGUAGUUGCCAGUUCUGUCAGACACUUAUAAAGCCUUAGGCGGUUCAGAUUGUGCUUUAUUAUUUUAGUAACACUAACUGUUUGUCUUUUUGACUGACUUAUCUGAGAGUAUGUGACUUUUUUUUCUUUUUUUUUUUUUGGGAAGCGGGUUAUAUAUAUAUAUUUUUUAGCUUUCACAGAGAAAAGUAAUGAGGACCAAUCUAAAACAGAACAUUGUCUCACAACAGUGAUUAACACUAAUUUGAAAACAUGAUAUAGACACUUUAUUAUUAAUUUACACUUUUAUUUUUGCAUUGUACUAUUAGCAACCUUAUUCGUGGUAGUAUGUUUAUAAAGUUUCAUUUCAAGAAUCAGAAAUGCAGGUACGUUGGUGCACUGUUUGAAAAUGAUACGUUUCUAUUAUUCCUUUUAGUGGUAUUCAGUGUAUUUUUGUGCCUGAGUCUUUAUUAACAUCUGAUGUU
Molecule: messenger RNA, 4464 nt
Organism: Xiphophorus couchianus (Monterrey platyfish)
Lineage: Eukaryota; Metazoa; Chordata; Actinopteri; Cyprinodontiformes; Poeciliidae
Gene: pdgfrb
Product: platelet-derived growth factor receptor, beta polypeptide
Exons: 23
Coding region: 422-3730 (1102 amino acids)
Biological process (GO): cell surface receptor protein tyrosine kinase signaling pathway; cell chemotaxis; angiogenesis
Cellular component (GO): signaling receptor complex; plasma membrane
Molecular function (GO): ATP binding; platelet-derived growth factor binding; platelet-derived growth factor beta-receptor activity
Source: RefSeq, a predicted model, not a curated record